GUGGAGCAUGUCCGGUCUGGAAAGCGGUUACUGAGGAGAAGAUGGUGGAAUUUGAAACAGUAAUGUGCUCGAUACUCUGUCCCAAACACUUUGACAAAUAUUUUCUAUCUCAACCUGGCAUUAGAUAUCGGCUACCCGGAGACAAUCACAGAUAAUAUAUUCUGAAACAUUGAAGAAAACGAGAUUCAUCGAGUUGUAAAGCUAACUCAAUGAUAUUGUCUGCCGUGGUGGCUGAAGCGUGGUGCCACUGAAAACGCGACGUGGGUGUAUUGUUAGUUUGGCUAGCCAAGUUUUGGCUAUAUUUGUUUUGGAAAUCUGGUGUCAUCGCACAAACGGAGAACUUGAAUAUCCUCUGGGAUUGUGUUCAAAAGACUGACACCGGUGGUGCCCUGCUGACAAUUGGAAGGGAAGUGGUGAAGAAACCUGACUGGCGACAUGCCAAGGAUUAAAAAAGGGAAACGUGGUUCAAACAAGUGCGGGAGGAAUGGGGUGAAGGGUGAGUCGGGUGCCAGUGAUGAUGAGCUGGCGUCUGACGUGCUCAGUCACUACAGCAGCGCCAGCGAGAGCGCCUCAGUCGUGGACGAGGCCACUGGUGGGUACACACACACACACACACACACACACACACACACACACACACACACACACAGAGAGAGAGGACAGCAUCAUUGCCUUGUGUAUCUGGUCCACCACAGGGGGAGGUGGUGAGCCAGUAGAUGAACAGACUGCCCAGGAGGAGACAGAGGACAAGCUGAAACAAUGUAUAGAUAACCUGAUGGACAAAAGUGCAAAGACGCGCCUGGCAGCCCUAGACUCUCUGGGAGGGGCCUUUUCCUCCAAGCUGGUCUAUGACUUCCUGUUAGAGAGACGCCUCACCGUCAGCGACUGCCUGGAGAGGAGCCUGCGCAAGGGUGGUGGAGAGGAGCAGGCUGCAGCGGCCACUGUGUGUGCCCAGCUGUGUGUGCAGCUCGGCGGGGGGGACGAGGGUGAGGAGGGUUUCAAGAUCCUCCGGCCCGUCCUCAGCGCCAUCAUGAUUGACGGCUGUGCCAGUGUGGCCGCCCGCCAGAGCUGUGCCCGAGCGCUGGGUAUGUGCUGCUACGUUUCUGCUGCGGAAGACGGAGAGGACUUGGUGAAAUCCAUGAGUCACCUGGAGAGUGUGUUCACCAUGUCGUACCCCAACCGCGAGGGCACCCUGCCCACCCCCAAUGCCGGUACCCCUGGGCUCCACGGCGCCGCCCUGCAUGCCUGGGCCCUGCUCGUCACCCUCUGCCCCGCCUCCCGCCUCACUGUGCUGCUGGACCUACAUCUACCCAAGCUACAGGCCUGCCUGGAGAGCAGCGACGUGAACUACAGGAUAGCUGUGGGGGAGACCAUAGCCUUGCUGGUUGAACUGGGAAGAGAUAUAGACAGGGAAUUUGAGUUUGAAGACAGCGACACGCUGUGCGAGUCCCUGAAGGGCCUGGCCACCGACGGCAACAAGCACCGUGCCAAGAACGACAGGAGGAAACAGCGCACCAUAUUCAGAGAGGUGCUACAUUACAUUGAGAACGAGGACUUCUCCGAGGAGAAGAUCCGCUUUGGUGUGGAGGGCAUCUACAUCGACAGCUGGAUGCGCAGGAGGGUCUACGACGCCUUCAAAGAGGUGCUGGAGUCUGGAGUGAGACACCAUCUUCAGUUUAACCCGCUGCUGAGGGACAUAUUUGGCCUGGGACCCCCCCUGAUACUGGACUCGUCUGUCAAAUCCAGCAAGAUCUCCCGUUUCGAGAAGCAUCUGUUCAACUCCGCGGCAUUCAAAGCCAGGACUAAACUAAGGAACAAAGUGAGGGACAAGAGAGCAGAUGUGAUGUGAGGAAUUGAUGAAAGUGCCGUAGCCAUAUAGGACGAGGACUGAGAAGAAUACUGGGGUGUAUUCAUUGAAGCGAAAGGUCUGGAAUGUUGGAGACCAAUGUAAUGAAUAGAGCUGACAUGAUUUCCUAGUCAAAAUGACAGACAAUCCUAUCUGUUCUACACAGUACAUUUCUAUAGUGAACCUUCUGUAACGUUGCAUUGUCAUCCUGCUCCCUACCCUUCGUCUCACAGGACCCAGUGGCUGCUGCCAUACCAGGGACUUUGCAGACGGUGCAAAUGUGUUUUUAUUUUAUUUAACACCUCAAUAAAACUGACCUAUGAGAUGCCUGAAAAUAAAAAAAGGUAGUUUAUUGUACCUUUUUUUUUUUUUUGUAGUAUUUUGGAAGAACGUCUAAAACCAUUUUUGGUCAUGUAUUUUACUUUCUAAUUUAUUGGAAGUGGGAGAACAGUAUGAUUUUUAAAGUAAGUUAUUUUUAGACUUCAAAUAUGGGAAGAGGACUAAGAAUUAUGGUGUAAUUUUUUAUGUAUAUUUUUAUGCAGGUUGGUUGUGCAUAAUAAUGCAUAUGUAUAUACAAAUGCAUAUGUAUGUAUUCAAGGAGUGCAUUGAAGAAUGGAGAUGUAUUUUGACAAGCAAUGCUAUAAUAACCCAAAGGGUUCGGCAAAUUAAUUGAUUAUGGAUAAAUUAAAUGUAAUAAACACUCACACCAAGA
Oncorhynchus kisutch (coho salmon) is the source of this 2558-nucleotide messenger RNA. RefSeq names its product interferon-related developmental regulator 2. The transcript has 11 exons. The coding region runs from base 515 to 1849 and encodes 444 amino acids. The record is from RefSeq and is a predicted model, not a curated record. NCBI's taxonomy places the organism in Eukaryota, Metazoa, Chordata, Actinopteri, Salmoniformes, Salmonidae.